Molecule: messenger RNA, 678 nt
Organism: Cricetulus griseus (Chinese hamster)
Lineage: Eukaryota; Metazoa; Chordata; Mammalia; Rodentia; Cricetidae
Source: RefSeq, a predicted model, not a curated record
AUGACUCCAGAGCGUUUAUGGCCAGUGGUCCUUGUGGCUCUAUUCAUUAUGCCCAUCCAAUCUCUGAAUUGUGUUCUUCUGGAUAAUGCCACCUUGGAAAGUGUGAGACUUCUGAGAAGCAUCAUCCGCUCUCCCCUAAAAUGUCUAAAAGAAAUCAAGAAUUUUGAGUUUCCUAAAGAAAUCCUUCCAUAUAUCCAGCAUGUGGAAAGGGACAUGAAGGAGGCCUUCUAUAUUGUAUCUAUCCAAGCACUGAGUAUUUUCUUCAGUCAGAAUAGCCACGUCUCCCCUGUGAUAGCGGAGCGCCUACAACACAUCAGAAUGGGACUUUAUGAGCAAAUGCAUCAAGCACAAGACUGCUUUAUGGACGAGGAGGAGGAAAACAAGGAGGGAGACCAUAAGCCAAAACACCCCCGACCAAAGUUCCUCCAGAAGGUCUACCUGGAGUUGAGCAAGUAUUUCAUCAGAAUCAAUAAGUUCCUGGGGGAUAAGAAAUACAGUGUCUGUGCCUGGAAGAUUGUCGCAGCAGAAAUAAGAAGAUGUUUCAUAAUAUUUUACAACUUCAAAAAACUACUCAAAAUACAAUCAGGCCACUACCUUUAUAAACGUUUAGAGAGUGUGCUGCUGUGCACUCCAGAAAUUAGCUGGUUUUCUUUUCAGGGACCCACCGGCAAGAUCUAG